This is a messenger RNA of Chrysochloris asiatica (Cape golden mole), 2556 nucleotides long. RefSeq names its product protocadherin gamma subfamily A, 2 (gene PCDHGA2). The record is from RefSeq and is a predicted model, not a curated record. Gene Ontology annotation, biological process: homophilic cell-cell adhesion. Gene Ontology annotation, cellular component: plasma membrane. The coding region runs from base 1 to 2556 and encodes 851 amino acids. The transcript has a single exon. NCBI's taxonomy places the organism in Eukaryota, Metazoa, Chordata, Mammalia, Afrosoricida, Chrysochloridae. Gene Ontology annotation, molecular function: calcium ion binding.
AUGGCGGCUCAGCAAAAGUUUCCACACUGCAGAAGGCUCAUCCUGCUGUGCUUUCUUUUGGCAACCCAGUGGGAGGCCGCGGCUGGGCAGAUGCGCUAUUCUGUGCCAGAAGAGAUCGACAAAGGCUCUUUCGUGGGCAACAUCGCCAAAGACUUAGGGUUGGAGCCCCUGGCACUGGCAGAGCGGGGAGUCCGCAUUAUCUCUAGAGGUAGGAUGCAACUUUUCUCUCUGAACCCGCGGACGGGCAGUUUGAUCACUGCGGAUAGGGUAGAUCGCGAGGAGCUUUGCGCUCAAAGUGCGCGGUGUCUGGUGAAUUUUAACAUACUACUGCAAGAUAAACUGAAUAUUUAUUCAGUAGAAGUGGAAAUAACAGAUAUUAAUGAUAACGCUCCUCGCUUUGGAGUAGAAGAAUUGGAACUAAAAAUCAGUGAAACGACUACACCAGGAUUCCGGAUUCCUCUUAAGAGUGCCCAUGAUGCGGACGUAGGUGAGAACACCCUCCAGAAAUAUGAACUCAACCCAAAUGACCACUUCUCUCUGGAUGUGAGAAGUGGAGCAGAUGGGAACAAGUACCCAGAGUUGGUGCUGCAGCGUGCCCUGGACCGCGAAGAAGAGGCUGUUCACUACCUCCUUCUCUUGGCUUCCGACGGGGGCGACCCUGUCCAAUCUGGCACCUUACAAAUCCGUGUGACAGUCCUGGAUGUGAACGACAACGCGCCAGUUUUUACUCAGCCUGAGUACCUUGUAAGUGUUCCGGAGAAUAUGCCCAUAGGCACCCGGAUACUCACGGUAAGCGCCACUGAUGCAGAUGAGGGAUACAACGCUCAAGUAGCAUAUUUUCGAGAAAAAAAACCUGGAGACACGUCAGAGGUAUUUGAGCUUAAGUCGACAUCUGGAGAUAUAGUGAUCACAAAAGAUCUAGAUUAUGAGGAUGCCAAAUUCCAUGAAAUUGAUGUUGAAGCUCAGGAUGGUCCUGGACUUCUGACCAGAACGAAGGUCAUUGUCACCGUUCUGGACGUGAAUGACAAUGCCCCAGAAUUUUACAUGACAUCUGCUACUAGCUCAGUUACUGAAGACUCUCCACCAGGAACCAUAAUUGCACUUUUCAAUGUACAUGACAGAGACUCCGGGCAGAACGCGUUUAUCCAAUGUUCACUCCAGGAGAACCUUCCUUUCAAGUUAGAAAGAUCAGUGGACAAUUACCAUCGACUAGUUACAACCAAACCUCUGGACAGGGAGCAGAUUUCCUUUUACAACAUCACUGUGACAGCAAAAGAUGGAGGGAAUCCAUCUCUGUCCACAGAUGCUCACAUUUUACUGCAGGUGACAGACAUCAAUGACAAUCCACCUGCCUUCCCUCACUCAUCCUAUUCUGCCUAUAUUCCUGAAAACAAUCUCAGAGGCACUUCCAUCUUCUCUGUGACGGCCCAUGACCCCGACAAUGAUGACAAUGCCCAGAUAACUUAUUCCUUGGCAGAGGAAACUAUCCAGGGAGAACCUGUGUCCUCCUAUGUUUCCAUCAACUCGGACACAGGAGUCCUGUAUGCACUACGCUCUUUUGACUUUGAGCAGUUCCAUAACCUUCUAUUGUGGGUGACUGCCAGCGACAGUGGGGACCCAUCACUCAGCAGUAAUGUAUCCAUAAGUCUGAUAGUGCUAGACCAGAAUGAUAAUGCACCCGAGAUCCUGUAUCCUGCAUUACCCACCGAUGGCUCCACUGGAGUGGAACUAGCACCCCGUUCCGCAGAACCCGGCUACCUGGUCACCAAAGUGGUGGCAGUGGACAGAGACUCAGGUAAGAAUGCCUGGCUGUCCUACCGCCUGCUCAAGACCAGUGAGCCAGGUCUCUUCGCAGUGGGGGUGCACACCGGUGAGGUGCGCACGGUGCGGGCCCUGCAGGACAGAGACGCGCUCAAGCAGAACCUUGUGGUGGCUGUCCAGGACCAUGGCCAACCUCCUCUCUCAGCCACUGUCACGCUCACCAUUGCUGUGGCAGACAGUAUCCCUGACAUCCUGGCUGACCUAAGCAGCCUCGAGCCUGCCCAUGACUCUGACGCCUCCAAUCUCACGCUGUACUUGGUGGUGGCUGUGGCCGCAGUCUCCUGCGUCUUCCUUGCCUUUGUCAUUGUGCUUCUAGCACUCAGAGUGCGUCACUGGCACAAGUCUCGACUGCUUCCGACCACCAGUGGUGGUGUGGCUGGCGUGCCUGCCUCACACUUUGUGGGUGUGGAUGGGGUACAAGCUUUUCUGCAGACCUAUUCUCAUGAAGUCUCCCUCACCUCGGACUCCAGAAAGAGUCACCUGAUCUUCCCCCAACCCAACUACGCAGACACACUCAUCAGUCAUGACAGCUGUGAGAAAAAGGAUUUUCUGUCAGCAUCUCAAUCUCUACUUGAAGGUGAAGGACAAGAAAUAUUUUCUCAGGUAAACUAUAUCUUCAUCAUAUAUUUAGGAGCUAUUUUAUUAAAAAUAAACAAAUUAUCCAGUUUAUUUAGCUGCCUCCACCAUUUACUAUAUGUACCUGUUUUUUUCCUUGAGAAUAUUUUAGAUUUCUAG